AUGAGUCCCAUGAUUGACGACGAAGAAAGAGAAAAUGAGUCUCUAGCAGUGGAAGAAGAUGUUGACAAGGCAGAGUCGAAAGCUGGCGAUGAAACGAGCGAAGAUGAAUCCGACAGCGAUGAGGAAGAGGGAGAGGUUACCAACAGGAAUGGAAAGUCUGUCAAAGACCUUCUUGAAGAGUUGCUGAAAGAAAUAAAAGAUGGAAACAAAGAUCUCACAAGCAGCAGCCAGUUGAAGUCCUUCAAAGCCAAUGGCGGCGACGGCCACACCUUGGCGUCCAACACGGGAGAUCCUCGCCAGCCGACAGCUUUACACAUCAUGGCCGCAAUGGACAAGAAAGAUUUACCAAAGCUGGACAGUAAGAUGGAGCCUCUCAUCAAGUUCUUGGUGGAACAUGAAAACGAUCUACUCAGAUCGCAAGACCGAUCAGGCCAUACGCCUUUAUUCCUGGCUAUUGAAGCCAAAAAAGAGAAAAUGGUUCAGUGGAUGUGCGACUCUCACCCAAAUAUUAGUGCAAUCUUGGCCAUUUCCAGCAACGAUAAAGAUAAAAUGAACUGCCUUCACAUUGGUAUCGAUAAAAGGGUCAAGUUUUUGGACCUUCUCAUUGACAGAGCGGAGCCGGAGACUCUGGCGGCCAAAGAUGGAGACGGCAACACGGCGUUACACCUUGCCGUCGAGUAUAAGAAAUGUAAAAAAGAGCAGCUAGAUAUCAUUCAGAAAAUUAUCGCCAAAAGCGACGCUGCCGUGCAACGCAGUUCUGAAGACGGUGACUUCAACAACGACGGGCUAUCGCCAUACCUUCAUCAUAAAGAGAGUGUCAGGAAGGCUUUGGCCAGGGAGAAAGAGAAAGAGAGAAAGAAAGCCAAGGAAGAGAAAGAGCGUGAAAAGAACAAUGCCCGUCUUCGUGGCGAAGCCGCUGAAGCCGACAACUCCACGCAAAACCGAGAGACGGCUCCGAGAUCCCAAGGCCCUGGGGGGCCGGGAGCUCCCAGUGUGCAAGCUCCAGAUCCCAGCGGACGCCCAGACAGACGGCCGAACAUUCAGAUUGACUCCUCUCCACCUCCACUGACAAAUAGAGACGAGAUGAAGAAGCUAGCCUUGCGUCCACCUGAGACAACUGUAGCAAAGCCAGCUGCUGACGCAAGAUCAGUCACAGACAGCGGCCACAAAUCUAAAAUCGACGAAGGAACUCUUAAAGGUGUAGAGCGUCUUCUGAAACUUCAUUAUCUCCGUUCACGCAGCUACAAUGCUGCCAUGGAAAUUUUAUAUGGGCGCAAUACAACUUCAGACUAUGAGUUGUAUUUCGACUUGUCCGGACACGCGAACAUCGCUCAGACUGGUUUUGAGAAUUUAUUGUCAAAGCUCAAGUUCGAGGAUAUUCUCCAAUACGUUGCCAUUCCAAGGCUUAAUGUGGAGGUGAAUAUGAACGCAGCAAACAGUAAACGGUCCCGUGGCACCGGCCGUUCCCCGAAACAGGACGGUGACGGCCGACGAGACUUGUGUUACAUAUUCGAUCGCUUGAGAAAGAAGGGAGUUAAAACAAUUCUUAAAGUCAUCAUUGACGACUCAGUCUCGCCUGCUCACAGCGAUGAAGCUAUUGAAGACGCCUUGAAAUUUAUGGACGUGGAGAUUUGGGAUUGGAAAAGAAUAGAUUUGUGCUCCGAGGUCAUAUUCAGAGUGGCAUCUAAAGCACGCGAAGUCAACUUAUACUGGAGCGGCAAUAAUGCGGUGCUUAGAGGAUGGAGCGAAGAGGGCGGGCUAAAGAGACUUCGAGAACUGAAAACAGUUCAUCUACAUAUCCAGCAGGGCCUUGAAACCAAUAGUCGAACGAAACAAAACGUCGAAGAUUUUUGUGAUCGCAUGAGGAAACUAUGCCCCGAAGUCGAUGUCCACAAGGAGUGGCCGAUUAUACAAAGAGAACAAGUGGAUGCCAACGCUCUCUUGCUCGGAGAUCAAGCUGAGCAUUCAACCAAACACGAAUGGAUUCAGUGCAUGAAGGAAUUCCGACGCCUGCUCUUUGACGCUGAGCGCUAUUACGACCGUGGAAAGGUGGAGGAGAUCAUCGAAGAACCCAUCAAGAUUGCUCUUAUUGACGAUGGAGUGGACGUAAAAGAUUUGGAAUUUAGUUUCAUCGGAGGACGAACCUUUUGCACACGAGAUGAAGAGCAUAAUCUUAACGAUCCUUACUAUGUGUCCAGCACAGGACAUGGUACCAUCAUGGCAAAGCAAAUCCACCUGUUGUGUCCUCGAGCGCAAUUUUACGUCCUGAGACUGGAGGAUCAUGCCUCAGAAGAAGGUAAUGUCCGGCAACUUACGGCUAAGAGUGCCGCUCAGGCAAUCAUGGCAGCAGUGAGGAAAAAGGUGCACAUCAUUUCCAUGUCGUGGACCAUCGACCCUCCCGAAGAUGAAGAAGAGAGACGAUUUCUCGACGCAGCCAUUGUGGAAGCUGCCAAUGCAGACAUUCUUAUGUUCUGUUCUGCUAGUGAUAAAGGCGCCAAGCAGAACGCAACGUAUCCCUCAAAGGCCACGACCAAAAUCUUCACCAUUGGCGCUGCUACAGCCUCAGGCGCAGCAGACCCCUGGGUUGGUAACCUUGGGAACAUCAAUUUUACUUUCCCUGGUACCAAGGUCGAAAUGGACGGCCCCCGAUCCAGCACCGAUACCUCGUCGAGAGAGGUUACGGGCUCAUCCGUUGCGACCGCUUUGGCUGCGGGUCUUGCUGCCCUGGUUUUGUACUGCGUUCAAGUGCGAUUGCUGCUGGCGACUGACCAGGACAAACAAAAGGCGCGUCGUGAUUUCCAGCUCCUGAAGAAGCAUGACCACAUGAUGAAGGCGCUCAAGGACAUUGGUACGACGGAGGAAAGCAACCACAAAUUCAUCGAGGUGUGGGAGGUGUUUGGCAAGAAGGUGGAAGAGAAGGAGAGAUAUGACCAGGAGAGAUGGCUCGAUCUGAUUGCUGAGGUGGGUACGAUUCUGUGCAGAAAGAUUGGCUAG
Messenger RNA from Trichoderma breve, 2994 nucleotides. Its product is annotated as subtilase family domain-containing protein. Gene Ontology annotation, molecular function: protein binding; serine-type endopeptidase activity. The coding region runs from base 1 to 2994 and encodes 997 amino acids. NCBI's taxonomy places the organism in Eukaryota, Fungi, Ascomycota, Sordariomycetes, Hypocreales, Hypocreaceae. The transcript is spliced from 5 exons. Gene Ontology annotation, biological process: proteolysis. The record is from RefSeq and is a predicted model, not a curated record.